This is a messenger RNA of Helianthus annuus (common sunflower), 3246 nucleotides long. RefSeq lists its product as uncharacterized. Lineage: Eukaryota; Viridiplantae; Streptophyta; Magnoliopsida; Asterales; Asteraceae. The transcript has a single exon. The record is from RefSeq and is a predicted model, not a curated record. Bases 1 to 3246 code for a protein of 1081 amino acids.
AUGGGAGAUUUUAACGAAGUUCGGUAUGCACAUGAAAGAUUUAACUCAGAAUUUGUAGAAAGUAAUGCCGAGGCAUUCAAUCAUUUUAUCCUAUCGGCUGGAUUGACAGAGUACAAUAUGGGAGGAGGCAAUUUUACCUAUAUGUCUGAUAAUGGGCAAAAACUCAGCAAACUGGAUCGUUUUUUGGUGUGCCUAGGUUUCAUGGAAAGGUGGCCAAAUGCUUCGGUUACUGCAGUAGACAGAGGAAUGUCAGAUCAUCGCCCUAUAAUUCUAUCUACAGUUCAGUCUGACUUUGGUCAUAUACCAUUCAGGUUCUUUAACUCAUGGUUCGAGCAGCAUGGUUUUCUCGAUCACUUACUUCACAUAUGUGGUUUUUUUUCCUUUUCUGGGCCAGCAGAUCUUGCAUUAGCCAUUAAACUUCGAUGGUUAAAAAAUCGUAUAAAGUCGUGGAUGAAAGAGGUCAAGGUGAACAAGGAAGGGAUUUACGAAGGAAAGAAAAACAGGCUGGCAGUUAUCGAAAAUUUGGCUGAAGGAAGAAUGCUCUCGGAAGAUGAACUGGCCGAGAGGGUGGAGUGCAAGUUUUUUAUGGCUGAGUUCGAUCGUUUGAAACAAAUGGAUCUACGUCAAAAAUCCAGGGCUAGGUGGGCACUAGAAGGGGACGAGAACUCUUCGUUUUUUCACCAUAUUAUCAAUUCGAAUAUCAGUACGAACAGACUCAAUGGGUUGAUGAUUGACGGGAAUUGGGUGACGAAUCCGCUUUCCAUUAAAGAAUCCUUGUUUGGAUUUUUUGAGCAUCAGUUUUCCGAACCUAUGCCGAACAGACCUUCGUUUGUGUGUUCUAACUUGGCAUCCCUCUCUACCGAGGAGGCGAAUAUGUUAGAAGCACCGUUCUCAGAGGAGGAAAUAAAAGCCGCAAUUUGGGAAUGUGACGACGAUCGUGCUCCGGGGCCGGAUGGGUUUAACUUUAAGUUCAUUAAAAAGUGUUGGUCAGUACUUCGGAUUGAUUUUAUCAAACUUUUUGAUCGGUUCUAUGAGGUUGGCUCGCUUAACGAAAGUUGCACUUCUUCCUUCAUUGCCUUAAUCCCAAAGGUUAAGGAUCCAGUUAGUCCAGUGGAUUUCCGGCCUAUAAGCCUGAUAGGUGUGAUUAAUAAAGCUAUAUCCAAAGUACUUGUCAAUAGGUUGAAAGGGGUCCUGGGGAACCUAAUCUCGGAACAACAAUCGGCUUUUUUGGCUGGGAGGAAUAUUAUGGAUGGGCCACUCGUGUUGAAUGAAACUUUAAGCUGGUUAAAAAAGUACAUGAGGAGCGGUAUGUUUUUCAAAGUCGAUAUAAAGAAGGCGUACGAUUCAGUCAAUUGGGUGUUUCUCGACUCAAUGAUGCAGCAAAUGAAUUUUUCUAGCAGGUGGAGAAAAUGGGUAAUGGCUACGCUUCGCUCUGCCAAAGCCUCGGUACUAGUCAACGGGUCCCCAACCAGGGAGUUCGUAUGCACACGUGGGCUCCGUCAGGGAGAUCCCUUGUCCCCUUUUCUUUUUGUUAUGGCCAUGGAGGCUUUAUCAGGCAUCAUGAAAACUGCGGAUUCUACGGGUUUGUUCAAAGGCAUAAAAAUUACGAGAGAUGGCCCAUACUUAUCACACUUAAUCUACGCGGAUGACGUAAUGUUUGUUGGUGAGUGGUCCGAGUCGAAUAUUAAUAAUCUUCGUCGUAUGCUCAGAUGCUUCUACUUAGUUUCAGGUUUAAAAGUGAACCUUGCUAAGUGUAGCAUAUUCGGGGUCGGGGUUAGCGAGCAUAUGGUUCAAGAAAUGGCGAAUCGGUUGAAGUGCAAGCAAGGUUUGUUCCCGUUUAAACACCUCGGGCUAUUGGUCGGGGCUAAUAUGAAUCUAGCCCGGAACUGGAAAUCGGUCGUUGAUAUUUUUAAAAACAGAUUAUCGAUCUGGAAAGCAAAAACGCUUUCUUACGGGGGUAGAAUAACUCUUAUUAAGUCAGUGUUGAACUCGUUACCUACUUAUUAUUUCUCUCUCUUUAAAGCUCCGCUCAAUGUCCUGGAAUCACUGGAUAGAAUUAGAAGAGUAUUCUUUUGGGGAGGCUCGGAGGAGAAGGCUAGGAUGAAUUGGGUUGCGUGGGAAAAAACAAUUGCGCCGUUAGAAUUCGGGGGGUUGGGUUUUGGCUCUCUCAGGGAUGCAAAUUUGGCUAUGCUGGCCAAAUGGUGGUGGAGGUUUAAAACGGAAAAGAAUGGGUUGUGGCGGAGGGUAAUCUGGGCUAUCCACCAUAAUCCUAGAGCUUGGAAUGAUAUUCCGGUCAAAAGCUCAGUUGCUGGCCCAUGGAAGAGUGUCUGCAGCAUUCGUCACAUCAUGCUUAACGCAAAUAUAGACCUGAAUAUGGCUUCAUCAGCAGUAUUGUCUAACGGUAGAAAUAUUCAAUUUUGGCUGGAUAGUUGGGCCAGUCAGAUUCCAUUUUAUUUAAUGUUCCCAGACCUGUUUAAGGUUGAAACAAAUAAAACCUGUUUGGUGGCUGACCGCUUGAGUACAGGAGAAGAUGGGCAAUCCUUUAAUUGGGCUUGGCAGCGGCCUGAUCUGAAUGGGGCCGAAGAAUCUCAGCUUCAGCUAAUGUUGGGCAUUAUUGGGCCUAUGGGCCUUUCCUUGGGCAGAGACAAGUGGUCCUGGAAGUUCGAUAAAGAUGGUCAGUUUAGUGUGGCCAGCAUCAAAAAGGCCCUCGGCGUUCAUAAUAGGCAUCGCCCCGAUAGUGUUUUUUUAUGGAACAAUUGGGUCCCGAAGAAGGUUAGCAUAGUUGCUUGGAGGGCGGACUUGAACCGGUUACCGACUAAGGCUGCUCUUUUGCUCCGCAAUAUUCAGGUACAAGACCAGAUGUGUGUCCUUUGCGGUGAACAUGAAGAAUCCAGCGAGCACUUGUUCGUUUCCUGUCAUUUCGCGCAAACAGUUUGGUUAAACAUUGCUGGUUGGUGCAUGAUCCCUCCCAUUAUUGCCUUCAGCAUUAAAGACCUGUUGUCUCUUCACGAGUUCGUGGUUAGUGCGGGAUUUAGUAGGAAAAGGAAAGCUUUACACGCGGUGAUUCUUGUUGCAUUUUGGUGUAUCUGGAAACAAAGAAACGAGGUAAUAUUCAGGCAAGUAGCUCCAAACUGUACGAAACUAUUGGAUGAGAUAAAGUCGAUGGCGUACUUAUGGGUUAAGAACCGAUCAAAAAUGGUGUCCAUAACUUGGGAAGAGUGGAGUCGGUUUAGUUUCGGUGCUUAG